This is a messenger RNA of Eremothecium cymbalariae DBVPG#7215, 2697 nucleotides long. RefSeq lists its product as uncharacterized. The transcript has a single exon. The record is from RefSeq and is a predicted model, not a curated record. The coding region runs from base 1 to 2697 and encodes 898 amino acids. Lineage: Eukaryota; Fungi; Ascomycota; Saccharomycetes; Saccharomycetales; Saccharomycetaceae. Gene Ontology annotation, biological process: regulation of DNA-templated transcription; DNA-templated transcription. Gene Ontology annotation, molecular function: DNA-binding transcription factor activity, RNA polymerase II-specific; DNA binding; zinc ion binding.
AUGACCAAGGGUGUGCAUGGUCAGUAUAUGAUGCCAGAGAAGUCGAUGCAAUUGCCUCGGAAGAGAGUGUCCAAGGCGUGUGAUACGUGUCGGGCCAAGAAGAUCAAAUGCAACGGCGAAGAGCCGUGUUCCAACUGCGGGAAGCACGAUUUGGAGUGCGCGUACACGCAUGUGAUCAAGAGAAGGCGUCCGGUGCCCACGCGGAUUUCCAAUAGGAAGCUGCUUGGUGAUCUGUCGUCGCGGCUGCAGCGGUUGGAGCAGUUGUUGGAGAGGGUUUCGAGCAAGCUUGGCGCGGGGGCGGGGAGGCAGGGGAAGGAAUGCGGGGUGGACGGCGAUGCUGGGGACGAGGGUGAAAAGGACGGUGAGGAGGAUGAGGAGGGCGAGGAGGAGGACGAGGAGGAGGACGCGGAUGUGGUAAGCACGUCGUCUGUGGAGGUGUAUGGGAGGCCGCGGUUCGCUCGGGUUGGGAGCAUGUCGUCUCAAGGUUCCAGCUCAUCGGAGUCUGUGGUGACGCAGAUGUCGCUACCUGCAGAUGGGUCGUAUGAGGAUAGCAAGUCGCAGACGUAUUUUGGGACGCACACUUCGUUGUCGUUGUUUUCGCGGCGCGGUUUGAGAUGGCUGUACAAGGUAUUGGGCGGGAAGAGCGAGGUUAUUAUUCCGCUGAUCAAGCUGAAUGGUUUUAUGAGGAAGAGUCAGGACAUGUUUUGCAGCAAGUUUCUGCUGGCCGUUGAUCUUGAGGAGUUGCCCGCGUGGCCGACUGUGGAGCAAUGUGAGAUUCUCUGUGAAGUGUUCAUCAACAACUUUCUGUGGACGUUUCCUGUGUUGACGCUUGAAGAGGUGAGAGCCAUCUUUGGCAGGAUGCGUGCGGCGACGCCUGAGGGUCUGAGCAUCACAGACAAGCUGUUGGCAGGUGCGGUGAUGCUGCUCGCUGCCGCGGUGAACAGUUUUCAGGUUCCGUCAGAGUCCAAGCUCUGGAGAUCGAUUUCCAGCCAGAUGCUGAGAACGACGAUUAACAUCGUCCAAACUACGUGGAUGAUCUCAAUGCCGGACCCAGUUGGGUACAUGCAAGGAAUAAUCCUGAUGUGCAUCUUCUUGGAGAACUCGCCGGUCCCGCAGACAACGUAUUUACAGCUUUCGUUCGCCAUCCGUCUUGGCCAGGCACAGAAUUUACACCAUCGCGAGCCGUAUCUUCACAUCAAAGAUCCUGUGGAGCGUCAGCGCAGAAUCAACGUGUGGUGGUGGUGCUACCGCUACGACAAGACCCUCUCUACAUCUACGGGGAAGCCGUCUUUGAUCCACGAGCACGACAACACUGCGUUCAACGAAUGGGAUUUCUACCAAAUGCUGGAGUGGCAACUCCAGCAGCAACCCGCUGUGUAUGAGUUGCAACCGCGUCCGCCUCCAGGCGUCGACUGGCAAAGCAUGUUUCACAAGCGGCUACUGUUUGCAAGCAGCAACUCUAUCACCAGUUUGAACCACGCCCUCAAUUACUAUUUCUACAAACUGUACCGCAUACAAAGUGAGGCGUACAUAAGAGUAUUCGGCAAUAAAGCUCAAUCAUCCUCCACAAACAUCGACUGUAAGAAACGCAUCCAAAACAUCAACUACAUCCUAGAUUGCCUGGACUGCUGGCGCGAUUCCCUGCCGGACCUGUUGAAGCCCCGUUCGGGAGAAGCCGCCCUAGCCGAAGUUUUCUCCCAGCUGAUGGCCAUGCGUCGAAAGGACGAAGACACCACCAUGGUGAACCAGGUCCGCCCCAGAAUUCUUCUGCUCUACGUCAAAUACUACCACACCGCAAGCAGCGUCGCACACGCUGCCGUCCGGCCCCCAUGGAUACUCCAACAAUCGCUACUGGAAACUAAAAAAUUGGUCCGCAAGUUCCCACUAGUCGCCCACUCCAUCGAAAACUCCCUAAGUAUCCUCCACAUCGUAGACUAUAUGUUGCUCCACGAUACCCCAAGCCAGCUGUACCUUGAGCUCCUCCUGGCCCAUUUCGGAAGCUUCCUCUCCAUUGUAGGCAACACCUUCCUCUACGAUAACGUCUCCUACGAUAACAUCCUUCUCCUCGACAGAUGCACGAAAACCGUCGUCUCCAUAGCCCAGCGCCAAACCCCAAUCUCCACAUGGAAGUGGGUCAUCGUGGCCAUCGUCACCACCCACUUCCUGAAACUAACGGUCGAUAGAUACAACGAACACUUAAAAACUUCCCCCGAACUCCCUGCGCUCCCACUAAACAGGAACGACUACGUGCUGACGCUCAAGUCCCUGCAGGCCACGAUGCUCUCCAACUACAGAAAAAUAUUCUCCAGCCUGGACGACCUGGAAAAGAAAACCAGGCAGUCCAACAUCACCAUCGACGACCCCCUAACCGCCUUCAACUACACCGACUGGUUCAACAACGACCUCAACGCCUCCUCCCAGUCCCUACUAUCAACUAUCUCCCCAAACGAAAUGGACCCCUCCUACCUAAACGACCUCUUGUUCCCACACAACCAACAAGAACACCUCGUAAACCAGCUACCGCAGCAGUUCAACCAACAACAACCACAACAACAACAACCCAUCCCCAACCCACAGAUCCCCUCCUUCAUAGACGACGUCCUCUCCGGACCAGACCAGGAACCCAACCUUGUAAAUUUAGAAAACUACUUCCUCACUGAUCCAACCCUCAACCUGUCCAGCUUCUACAACCAGUAG